Molecule: messenger RNA, 955 nt
Organism: Hippoglossus stenolepis (Pacific halibut)
Lineage: Eukaryota; Metazoa; Chordata; Actinopteri; Pleuronectiformes; Pleuronectidae
Gene: tm4sf21a
Product: transmembrane 4 L six family member 21a
Exons: 5
Coding region: 164-736 (190 amino acids)
Cellular component (GO): membrane
Source: RefSeq, a predicted model, not a curated record
AACAUCCCUCACUGGGAUCCCUCAGUCUUCUGCUGCCUUCCCAAACACAUGUCCCUCCUCCGGUCACUUUCAAAGCAGGAGUUCCUACGAAGGAUUUGAUAUAAAAGUUACUGAGCCAGUUUUUUUUAAAUAUUUUCUUACACCAGCUUUUCUGUCGGACAACAUGUGCACUGGGAAAUGUUCCCGCUGCGUUGCGGUUACUCUGUACCCGUUGGCGCUCAUAUCCAUCAUCUGUAACAUUGUGUUGUUCUUUCCUGAUGGGGAUGUCAAGUACGCCCAAGAUGGACAUAUCACCGAGGAGGUGAAGUACAUGGGGGGACUCGUUGGAGGGGGUUUGAUGGUGCUGCUGCCAGCUCUUUACAUCCACCUGACGGGGUCACAGGGCUGCUGUGCGAAUCGCUGUGGGAUGUUCUUAUCUAUCGCGUUCGCUGCAGUUGGUGUGGCCGGUGCCCUGUACAGCUUCAUUGUGGCCGUGCUCGGCCUGCAGAACGGGCCCCUCUGCAAAGUCCUGCUGGUUUGGGCGACACCGUUUAAAAACAGUGACCCGAGUUACCUGACUGAUCACACGUGGUGGGGUACAUGCACAGCGCCCAACAACAUUGUGGAGUUCAACAUUGGAUUGUUCGCCACUCUGCUGGCCACCAGCGCCCUGCAGCUCAUUCUCUGUGCCGCCCAGAUGAUCAAUGGGCUCUUAGGCUGCCUGUGUGGAACCUGCAUCGACAAAGGGCCACUGUGAGUUCCUGACAGUCAAGUGGCGCCACCUGCUGGAGGGCUGAGGAUAGUCCUCCCUGGCUGCAUCUGCUUAAAAUACUCGUAGAAAUUGUAGUUAUUUCUAUGACACCUUUUUAUAUUUUUGUGUAUUUUGUGCAUCCACUGUUAAUUUAACCAAUAUAGAAAUCCGAAAUGUACAUCAAUGUAUUAUGGUAUUUUGUGAAAAUUAAAAUUUUCUAAUCCA